Gryllus bimaculatus (two-spotted cricket) is the source of this 549-nucleotide messenger RNA. Lineage: Eukaryota; Metazoa; Arthropoda; Insecta; Orthoptera; Gryllidae. The record is from the annotation of a GenBank genome assembly.
AUGGCUGUGACAAUGGAGAUUGCAAAAAGACGUGCCUGGAAAGUCCCCACAGCCAAUGUAGAUAAGUUAUUGUCCGCAACGUAUACAGUGCGAGUGGGUUCCACCGAAAGGCAAAGCGGUGGAACUGUGUUCGAAGUAAAAGAAGUCAUCACCCACCCGAAGUACAACCCCGGAGAACACUUUGAUUACGACAUAGCGCUGCUGGAGCUUAACGGGUCCAUCAAGAUUUCCCCGACGUCGCAGCCAGUGGACCUGCCUGAUGAGGGAACGCCUGUGGAAGAGGGGGAGGUUGGAGUCAUCGCGGGUUGGGGCAGUACCGAUGCUGACUUAACGAGGAACUGCCCUCAAGUUGCAUCAAGUUCCGUAACCGUUGUGGGAUACCGAGGCACUGCAACUCCACGUACUGGGGCUAAUGUAACGCCCAGGUGUUCUGCCACUGGAGAGGAGGAAGGAGGCCGCGACGCUUGUUCUGAGCGACUCCGGAGGACCGUUUGUAAUAAACGACAUGCAAAUAGGUAUCGUGUCGUUUGGACUGGAAUGUGGAAGAGC